AUGGACGAUAACAUCUGCUGUGAUAGAUCUCGUAUGGUCUUGAAUGAGUACGCCGAAACAGUCAGUAUUGCCAGAUUUCUUGUUGAAGGACAAAACACCCGUACCGAAUUUAUUCAUCUCCUUGAUAUAAUGGAAAACAUGCGCCAAAAAUGGAACGCUGAAAAAUUGAGGGCAGAUACUUUGCAGGAACAGAUGAAUAUUCAAGAAUAUGAUCACAAUGGACUGCAACAAGAAAAUCGGAUUUAUAAAGAACAGCUUCGGGAUGCACGUGCUCAGAUUGCCACACUGAUGUCCGAUAAACAAAACUUAGAGCGUGAUAUGGUUGAAUUAGAAAAAAAAUUUGCACUGGUCAACGAACUACUGAAGAAUGAACAAUCAUUACUGAAAGAGGAAGACCGACAGAAACUAUCAUUUUUGAACUACAAAUCAUAUGAGCCAGCUGUGACAGAAAGGCAAGCGCAUUGUGUACGUCGCGGUGUUUCACGUACACUGUCGCGUGGCGAAGAUACUGAUUAUGACAAGACAGGUGAUUCCAUGGAUAUUUCGUACGACGACUCUGAUGAAUCACAUUUACGGUAUGGUAAAGUGUACAGAAGGUCACAAAGUUUAGCUGUUCUCCCAAGCACUCACAAUUCUUUGGCUACCACGAAGCGUUCCAAAGAAUCCAAAAGAAUGAAUAUUGUUGAGGAAGAAAUGGCAAGUAUGCAGUGGUGCCAAUUUCUUGGCUAUGAUUCUCACAUAACUUUUAAGGGCACCCCAUCCAAACGAUCAAAAGAUGAAACUGAAACCAGUACUUCAUGCAAACGAUCAGAAGAUGGAACUGAAACAAUUAUUACAACAACAACAAUAACUAUAGAUCCAGAAGGAAGAAAACCAGCAACAGCUGGUAUCUCACUCAAACGUUCUAAUCGGUCAAUGUCUGAAUCGAAUAUUCUGAAUCAAAACGAAGAAACCACGGCCGAAUCAACGGGAAAAUUUAGUGCGGUCACACCACGAUGUGGAGCCAGUGCUCUCGACCUGAAUAGUCCACAUACUGCCGUUAAAACUUGGACUAAUGGUUCUUCAAUAGAAACUCGACCACAUACCUUUGUUAAUUUUACAUCAAUUCUCGGUGAUCGCUGUGAAGUGUGUAACCGUUGGAUUGGGCUCGCUGGAAAAGCGGCUUACAAAUGUACAGAUUGUGGGAUUCGUUUACAUAAAUUGUGCGCAAGAAAUGCUCCGAUCCCCUGCGUUCCUCGAACAGCAACACCUCGAACGCCUGGUAAACAACGUCCGCGGUUGAAAGAUUUUUGUCCAUCAACUCAGCCGAUGAUUCCAUCUCUCAUCAUACACUGCGUCGUUGCUCUAGAUAAAGAUCGUUUGAGUACAGAAGGCAUUUAUCGAAUUCCUGGACAGGAAUCGCAAAUUGUUAAAUUAUUAAAUGAAUUCAAAAACAGUCGCUCACUGCCCAAAUUAGAAUAUCAUGACACGGAGACAAUCACUGGUUGUAUAAAACGCUUCCUAAGGGAAAUAAGGGAUCCAGUAAUUCCGGUUUCGUCUUGGGAAGAAUUUGUAAUCGCCUCUGAACGUAAUGACUUCGAGGCUUUGGAUCGCUCAGUAAUGGAUUUACCCUAUCCAAAUAGAGAUACUCUCGCAUUUCUUUGCUCUCAUUUCCAGAGGGUUUGUGAUAAUCGCUCACGAAACAAGAUGUCUCCGGAGGUGCUGGCCCGUUGUAUUGCACCAACAAUUAUUGGCCGUGCUCCGCCACGUUUCACAAGCAUAGCGCAGAACGCUGAUGAAGUAGCAAAACAGAUCAUGGUAUUGUUGGCUUUGCUUAGAAUGCCUAAAGACUAUUGGCCGAAGUUCUUUGCAUUUGAUCAGGGAAAACCUUUGCUCAAAAGUCCUCCAAGUGGACCAACUGCAACAUUUACUUACAAUCAGGAAAGUAAGACUCCAGUUCGGCCUUCAUUUAAAGUCUCGAACAACAAUGGUCAAAAUGAUCCAAACAAGUCUAUGUUAAGGCCAGUUCGGAUGCCACCAGAUGCAAAGCAACCAAGAGAAUUCCAACCUUUUUGGAGUAAGCAUGGAAAAGUUUCUGUCGACCUCUACUAA
Loa loa (African eye worm) is the source of this 2091-nucleotide messenger RNA. RefSeq lists its product as hypothetical. Bases 1 to 2091 code for a protein of 696 amino acids. The transcript has 14 exons. The record is from RefSeq and is a predicted model, not a curated record. Gene Ontology annotation, biological process: signal transduction. NCBI's taxonomy places the organism in Eukaryota, Metazoa, Nematoda, Chromadorea, Rhabditida, Onchocercidae.